Dipodomys spectabilis (banner-tailed kangaroo rat) is the source of this 685-nucleotide messenger RNA. RefSeq names its product high mobility group nucleosomal binding domain 3 (gene Hmgn3). Lineage: Eukaryota; Metazoa; Chordata; Mammalia; Rodentia; Heteromyidae. The record is from RefSeq and is a predicted model, not a curated record. Gene Ontology annotation, cellular component: chromatin; nucleus. Gene Ontology annotation, biological process: chromatin organization. The transcript is spliced from 6 exons. Gene Ontology annotation, molecular function: nucleosomal DNA binding. Bases 167 to 469 code for a protein of 100 amino acids.
GGGGCGGGAGGGAGCCCUGGGGUGCGGGUCGGGAGGCCGGGCUGCGCGGUGCCACGUGCGGGAGGGAGCGGCGGACUGCACAUCCAGGCGGCACCCGGCGGGGCGGCGGCGCCCGCGGACCCAGCCAGCGGCUUGUACUUUCCUCCCCCCCGACCACACAGUCAUUAUGCCGAAGAGAAAGUCUCCAGAGAAUGCAGAGGGCAAAGAUGGACCCAAAGUAACCAAACGGGAGCCCACAAGACGGUCUGCCAGGCUAUCUGCAAAACCUGCUCCGCCACCCAAACCUGAGCCUAAACCAAGGAAGACAUCUGCUAAGAAAGAACCUGGAGCAAAGACUAGCAGAGGAGCCAAAGGGAAGAAGGAGGAGAAGCAGGAAGUUGGAAAGGAAGCCGCUGCCCCAUCUGAAAAUGGUGAAACCAAAGCUAAAGAGGCACAGAAAACUGAAUCUAUAGAUAACGAAGGAGAAUAAAUUGCCAUGGAAAAUUGGGGGUGAUUUUAUUUACCUCUUGGGACAACUUUUAAAAGCUAUUUUUACCAAGUAUUUUGUAAAUGCUAAUUUUUUUAGGACUCUACUAGUUGGCAAAUAGUAUAUAUAAAGAUGGAUAUUCGACCCUCUUGUAAUCAUGCUUUUUUGGAAAUUUUCAUCAUUCUCAAGUAAAAUAAAUACCUAUCUAAUAAUUGGAAA